Molecule: messenger RNA, 3153 nt
Organism: Danio rerio (zebrafish)
Lineage: Eukaryota; Metazoa; Chordata; Actinopteri; Cypriniformes; Danionidae
Source: RefSeq, a predicted model, not a curated record
CUAAAGGUGAAAGUUCAGCAGACAUGUUUCUCAAGCCUAUGCGGUAAACAACAUAAGAGUUCACGGUUUUAGUAGUCACUAUAGACUUGUAAUGUCCCUCUAACUGUAUAAUGUAAGGAAGUUUCGGUUUAUUUCAACGUUUGAUUUAAUCGGGUAUAUCCAAACAGAAGACGUGCAUGUUAUUAACCGAUAACCUUAAAUUUGUCUGCGUUUGAUAAGACCUGCUACAUAACCACUAUGACAGCUCUGUGAAAGCAGCUCCUGAAAGAGGUCAGGUUUAAGAGUGGUCUUUAUUCUUGCAUAGCAUGUCUUAGAUCCAAGCGAAUCGAUACAUCGGUUUUUAACAUGGCAGCGCUACUUCUGCAGCGUGGAAACACAUGUUAUAGCAAACGGUUUUGGUCGCUGUCGUCUCGUUUUAGCUGUUUUCAGAACAGUAGAAAGCUAAUAAAGAGCAAUGUGACGCCUUUAGUGAUUCCAAAGACACGAGGGCUAAACUCAGGACACUUUCAGGACAUUUUGACAAAGCCUUUAAUCCCAAGGCUUAUUGGACUUGAAUUCCAUUGUCGCCACAACUUGCUCACAACUCAAGCGAAACUUUGGAAACUUUUAGGCAGUACUCAUUACUUCAGCACAUCCAACAGAAAACAUGAAAACAAACAGGGUGGAAAAGGGAAGACCCCUGAGGAAGAGGAAGAAGAGAAAAAGAGACGAGAACAGGAGGAUCAGAUGUACAGGGAACGACUGCGCACACUCUUUAUUAUCGCUGUUAUCAUGAGCUUACUCAACUCUAUUAACACCAGUGGCGGUAACAUAUCCUGGAACGAUUUUGUGAAUGAAAUGUUGGCCAAAGGGGAGGUGUCGCGAGUACAGGUGGUCCCAGAGAGUGACAUUGUGGAGAUCUACCUUCACCCUGGAGCUGUCAUCUUCGGCAGACCGAGACUUGCCCUGAUGUAUCGAAUGCAGGUGGCCAACAUUGACAAGUUUGAGGAGAAGCUUAGAGCGGCGGAGGAAGAGCUGAAUAUAGAUGCCAAAGACAGAAUACCAGUGACCUACAAGCGCACAGGCUUCUUUGGGAAUGCCCUUUAUGCUCUUGGCAUGGCUGCCAUUGGGGUUGCAAUCCUCUGGUACAUCUUCCGAUUAGCAGGAAUGGGUGGGAGAGACGGAGGCUUUAGUGCCUUUAAUCAGUUGAAAAUGGCUAAAUUCACCAUUGUUGAUGGGAAGUCUGGGAAAGGUGUUAGCUUCAAAGAUGUGGCAGGAAUGCGCGAGGCCAAGAUGGAAGUCAAAGAGUUUGUGGAUUAUCUCAAGAAUCCAGACCGAUACCUUCAGCUUGGGGCGAAGGUUCCGAAAGGCUCUCUGCUUCUGGGACCUCCUGGCUGUGGGAAGACUCUGCUUGCUAAGGCUGUGGCAACGGAGGCUCAGGUGCCCUUUCUGGCUAUGGCAGGUUCAGAGUUUGUAGAGGUGAUUGGAGGCCUUGGAGCUGCAAGGGUGAGAAGUCUUUUUAAAGAGGCUCGUGCUCGAGCUCCUUGCAUUGUGUACAUCGAUGAGAUUGAUGCCGUGGGGAAGAAACGCUCCACAAACAUGUCUGGUUUCUCAAACACAGAGGAGGAGCAGACCCUAAACCAGCUACUUGUGGAGAUGGAUGGAAUGGGUACAACAGAUCAUGUUAUUGUCUUGGCUUCCACUAAUCGGGCAGAUAUUCUGGACAACGCGCUCAUGAGGCCAGGCAGGCUUGAUAGGCACAUAUUCAUAGACCUGCCAACACUUCAGGAGAGAAAGGAAAUCUUUGAGCAGCACCUGAAAAUCCUAAAGCUCACACAACCAGCAGACUUUUAUUCUCUGCGCCUGGCUGAGUUGACACCAGGCUUCAGUGGUGCUGACAUUGCCAACAUCUGUAAUGAAGCUGCCCUUCAUGCUGCCAGAGAGGGCUUCAAGUCCAUCGACACCUUCAGCUUUGAAUAUGCUGUGGAAAGAGUCAUUGCAGGGAGUGUGAAGAAGAGUAAAAUCUUAUCGAAGGAGGAGCAGAGGGUGGUAGCCUUCCAUGAAUCUGGUCAUGCUCUAGUUGGAUGGCUGCUAGAACACACAGAAGCUGUCAUGAAGGUAUCAAUAGCUCCCAGGACAAAUGCUGCUUUGGGCUUUGCUCAGAUCCUGCCGAGGGAUCAGUUUUUGUUCACUAAAGAGCAGCUGUUUGAGAGGAUGUGCAUGGCAUUGGGUGGACGAGCCUCUGAGGCCAUCACCUUCAAUAAGGUCACCACAGGUGCUCAGGACGACCUGCGGAAGGUGACCCGUGUAGCGUACUCCAUGGUGAAGCAGUAUGGGAUGGUUGACAGUGUGGGUCAGGUGUCAUUCCCUGACUCUGAGAAUCAGAGUGGCAUUGGACGAAGACCCUUCAGCCAAGGCCUCCAGCAGCAGAUGGACCUCGAAGCUAAGAUGCUAAUAGCAAAAGCCUACAGGCAUACAGAGAAACUGCUUUUGGACAACAGAGACAAACUUAUUUUGCUGGCCAAUGCUCUGCUAGAGAGAGAGGUGGUGAACUACAAUGACAUUGAGGCUCUACUGGGGCCUCCUCCAUUUGGCCCCAAAAGGAUGAUUGCUCCUCAGAGCUGGGUGGAGGCUGAACGAGACCUGCAGGACACAGGAGAAGAUGAGCCUCGCAGACCCCAGAGACCCUCCAAAGACAACAAAGAUGACGACAUCAACUUGAGCCCAGCCUGAGCUUCACAACACACACAAUGUCUGCAAUACCUACACGAAGAGAGAGUGACUGCCUCUGAGGAUGAGGCUGAUUCACAAAAUGUUGCUUUAAGGGAAAAAUAAAUAGUUUGUGUUGUUUUCACGCUUAUUGCUCCAGUCCAGUCUAACUGAAGUGUGCUUAGGCUGAUCAUUUUGACCAGUAAUUCUAUUUAAAAUGUCUGUAGGUCAUUUGAUUAUGAAACAAAAGCAUUUAACAAGCAUCGAUCAAGCAUUUGAGUAGUCCGUCUCUUAAAGAGUUGUUGAUUCCUCCUUUGAGAAUCGUACAAAAUCUGUUUUAAAAACAGUAGCUCUGCUGGUUUUUUUGCUAGACUGAAACAUUUGCAGAAGUAUGUCUGAAAUCUUGUGCUAUCAGUCAAUUUUCCUCACCAUAUGUAAUAAAUUAUUACAUUUGCUUUUACUGUG